Messenger RNA from Polistes canadensis, 3363 nucleotides. RefSeq names its product protein phosphatase 1 regulatory subunit 3B (gene Gbs-70E). The coding region runs from base 1389 to 2354 and encodes 321 amino acids. The transcript has 5 exons. The record is from RefSeq and is a predicted model, not a curated record. Gene Ontology annotation, cellular component: protein phosphatase type 1 complex. Gene Ontology annotation, biological process: regulation of glycogen biosynthetic process. Gene Ontology annotation, molecular function: protein phosphatase 1 binding; glycogen binding. NCBI's taxonomy places the organism in Eukaryota, Metazoa, Arthropoda, Insecta, Hymenoptera, Vespidae.
AUAUAAUUUUGAAAUUGGCAUUAGGUAGUCAGUUCGUGAUAUAUUCUUGAAAAUCAUUUCUGUUGCCAACAGCAGCAGCAGCAGCAACAGCAACAGCGAGGUAGUAGCAGUAACAGGGACAGAAGAGAACAUUUGAACAGAGAAGAGUAGAGCAAAGUAGCAAGAAUGCAAGAAGCACGUGGAUAUGGGAGCGAUUUGAUUGGUCGAAGGAGAGCAAUCACGUGAAACGCACGAGGUUGCCGGGUGGAGCAUGCGCACUACCCACGCCGGUUCGAUAUCUCGCGGUGCGCACUCACUGUUAGAGGAAACUCCUCGCGAACUGUACGAUUGAAGGAGCGGUGCGUGGUGUUGUUGCUGCUCCUGCUGCUGCUGCUAGUGGUGUUGCUGGUGGUGGUGGUGGUGGUGGUGAUGGUGGUGGUGGUGGUAGUGCUAGUAGUGGAGGGAUGAAGCAUAGAAGUAGCGUGUCGAGAUAAAACUCGUUUCGAUUGUCAAAGCAGACGUUAAGCGAACGUGGAGAGGAUCGCAUUCCCGCGAAUAUUGCCGUUUUAUAUUUCGGUACUCGCGUUUAACAUAAAACACAAUCUAUCUCUCUCACGCACACACACACACUAAUAUAUCCAACCACAAAUUUUUAACAGAUAUCCGUUUCAAGAUUAACACCGUGGUACAAUUAUUUUGAAGGUACGAGUAUUACUCGUAAUGCUGAACCCGUUCCGAAUAAAAAAAACGUCGAGGUCGUAUAAGUCCUUCGUCGAUACGUGAAAUUCGUACGACUAUGAGAGGAAACGAUAGUAAUAAUAAUAAUAAUAAUAAUAAUAAUAAUAAUAAUAAAUAAAUAAAUAAAUAAAAAGAAGAAGAAGAAUAAAUGAUACGACCAUUGAUCUAAUUACUCUGUCAAAUCCCUCGUUAAAUUAUUUCAAAAUAUUAUUUUUAAUUCUCUCGCAGAAGGUACGAAAGAAGAAUAAAGAAAAAAAAAUACGACAAACGGCACAAUUCAUGUCUUUAUCGUGCGUAAAAUACGAAAACAACACAUAUCCUUCGAGAGAAAAAAAACAAUUGUCAAUUUUCUAAGAGAAUUAUUGUCGUUAUUUAUAUAUAAAAGAAAUUUUUAAUAAUUACCUCGACGUUGUUCGCUGGGUUCAAAACUCGACAAAAAUACGAGAAAGCGUGGGAAAAUAAGACUACGCGAGUUCGUGAGUGCGUCAAGAGGAAAAAGGAAAAAAAGAGAAAAAAAAAAUAUUGGAGUAGACACACGUUUUACUGCCAGGAGAAAAGAAGAAGAAGAUAUCAAUACGAUAUAAUUUUUGUAACCAACUAUCCACCCUCUUUGUCCCUUCAACGGCCCUUUGGCUGCACCGAUCUCACUUAACGUAAAGAAAUACAUCUAAAUGUGUUCCAUAGCGAUGCCAGCUGAACUGAUCCUGGGGCACAGUCCUCCGGUAUACAGUCCACUGUUAUACUCUCCUCUGGUGCGCACAGCACCGCCGAUUACCACAAGAUCGGUACCACCCAGAAUACGACCAUGCCUGUCCACUGGUUCGUUGCCUCUGAACAGUAUAAAAAACAACAAUAACAGCAAUAACAAGCAGAAAAAGAAAGUCGUAUUUGCCGAUGAUCGUGGCCGUCCACUCACUCAGGUACGGGUAAUGUCGGAGCCAAGUAACGUACCGCCAUUGUGGACAUCGGCAUACAUAGAAGGAGUAACAGGAGGAUUGUUAAGAGCAAAAAUCGACAACGAGGUAACGCAAGAUACGAUACCACCAUGGCAAGUUACGUUUCCUCAGCCAGCCAGCGAUUAUCUCGCAUUUCGUCGAAAACUCGAUCAGGAGAAUGUCAGUUUGGAGAACGUGAUUAUUCGAGAAUCCGAGCAAGCAUUGGUUGGUACAGUGAAAGUGCGAAAUCUUGCUUAUGACAAGGAGGUCAUAGUUAGAGCUAGCAACGACAACUGGAAUACCCACGAAGACAAUUAUUGCACCUACGUUGAGCAACCAGGUGCACCGGCGCUCAUCCUUUACGAUACCUUCCGUUUUCGACUUACUUUGCCAUUGAAAUCUGAUGUUAUCGAAUUCUGCGUCAGAUAUCGUACCGACGGAAGGGAAUUCUGGGACAACAACGAGGGCAAAAAUUAUGUUGUCCGGAAAAGACAGGAGCAAAGAGCGCCAGCCAAGCGAUACGAUCUCUCGGCAGCUAAUUGCGAUGGAUUAUUACCGAACAACCAUAUUCGCAACAUGAGCAACGGUGACAACAACGGAUUGAAUAUACCCCGUGUAUCCGAUGCAACGCGAGCCAACGUUCGCACGUGGAGUGAAUUUGCAUCGUGGCAUCAUUUGGCCAACGAUGCUCCUUAUUGGUGAAAACAAUAAACCCCUAAUUGUGGAUCCCUCGUCAACGAUGUACGAAAACGUACGAAUAACAUAAUCCAGUAUAAUAAUCUGGAGUUAAUAAGAAUCGAGAUGCGAAUCCGUUAGAACGGGGGGGCUGAAAUGGGGAGAAUGGGGUUGAACUGGAGUGGGGAAAUCAGGUGAGGUGAGAGGGUGGAGCGACUAAACUUUUAUUUUUUUUUUUUUUCCUUUCAAUGAUGUACAAAAACGAAGAGAGAAAGAGUGAGAGAGAGAGAGAGAGAAAGAGAGAGAGAGAUAAACAAGCAAACUAUAGGAAAUAAGAGAGAAAUAAUAUUGGCACGAUUUUUUUUUGUAUAAAACAAGAAAGGAACAUAUGGAAAAUGAUAAUUGAAGAGGAGACUGAUAUUCGUUCUUUUUGUUUUCUUCUAUUUUUCAUUUUCUUUUUUGUUUUUUUUGUUUUUUUCUUCCCUUCUACGAAUUUCGAGAAGCAACGACGAUAGCGAAGAUGUGGAUCAUAAUAAUAAUUGACAUCGGACGAGAUGAGUUAGUUGAAAAGAAAAUGGAUGAUAUAUGCGGCAUAUGUGAAGAAGAUAUUUGACAAAUAGUAAAAGAAUAACAGAGAGAAAGAGAGUGAUGUUAUAGACUUCGGGCUAUUGGGUAGCACGGAUCGGUGGAAACCAGUUAUUGGUGCUCGCAUAGCUCUUAUGAUAGCAAGUUGCAGCAGGAUUGGGAUUGCAUCAUUACAACUAGAGAUAAUGAAGAGUAAAAAAUUGUAUUCAAGCAAGUUCGGUUAAAUCGGUAUAUAUCGUAUCCGAUCGUCCGUCCGUUAAAUCCGUUUGUUAAUUAAAACAAGUUCCGCGUGUUAUUUUAAUUAAUUUUAAAUAACAAACUAAGUCUAGUUAUCGUCGAAGCGUACUUUCUUCUCGAUAUUAUCAUCAUCAUUAUCAUCGUGAUAGUCACCUUCCUAUUUCUUCCUCUAAUUAUUAUCUUUUUCUUGAUCGUUCCUAGAAAAAACCUACCU